GCUAAAUGACCUUUUAUAGUUGGACCCGCUAUUUUCAUUAAUUACAAAAUCGCCGGUUUACGUUUCCAAAAUCACGGUUACAAGCAGUUACCAUUCACAACUGUCAUCCAACGUUUUGACCGAUGCUCGGUAAUGGCGAGUCAACCAAUUUGUGUCGCUCGGCAGGUGCGACACGUGAGUACGUGUACACAUCAAGCGAUAGGCGGCACCGUUGGCACCGCGCCUAUCAUUAAACGCUAUUGCGCAUGAUAAGCAUUUCGCGCGUGUGUGUGUGUGUAAGUGUGUAUGUGUGUGUGUAUGUGUGUGACCGUUUUCCGAGAUAAUCCCACAAUAAUUCUAUUCGCGCUUACUCGAGGUAUAAGAUAAUGUCCGCCACGAAAAUUUCAGUCGCUCGCGAAUUGUUGGGAGUUUCACGUCGACUACUUCGACUUCUCGAUACCGUCUCGUCGAGUAGAAAAAUUGCUGAUUCUAAAUUUUUGCAGUAAAAAUGCCGACCUACAAGCUGAUGUACUUCAACGUGACCGGCCUCGCGGAGCCGAUCAGAUACAUGUUUAAUUAUGCCGGCAUCGAAUUCGAGGAUUUUCGAUUCGAAUCUGAAGAUUGGCCGAAAUACAAACCAGAUAUGCCCAUGGGGCACGUACCGGUUUUGGAGAUCGACGGCAAGAAGUACGAUGAAUCCAGAGCGAUCGGCCGCUAUUUGGCGAAGAAGUGCAAUCUGUACAGCUCCGAUGGAAUUGAAGCCCUUGAGAUCGACGCCGCCGUUGAUUCCCUCGAAGAUUUAAGAAAACUCGCGGCCAUGUACCAUGGGCAGGAGGACCCCGUAAUCAAAGAGAAGUUGAAGGAAGUCGUAACUGAAAAAGUGCCCUUCUACUUCAAUAAGUUCGAAGAGCAGGUGAAAAAGAACGACGGCCACUUCGUCCGCGGCAAGCUGACAUGGCCGGAUAUUGUAUACGCCGCGCUAAUCGAUCGCAUACACGAGUUCGCGUCGCGGAUGUUGGACAUCGAUCACCCGGAAUUGAAGAAACUGGUGGAGAAGGUGAACGCUAUUCCCAGCAUCAAAGCAUAUCUCGAGAAACGUCCCAAGACUAAGUUCUUUUUUGCAGUAAAAAUGCCGACCUACAAGCUGAUAUACUUCAACGUGACCGGCCUCGCGGAGCCGAUCAGAUAUAUGUUUAAUUAUGCCGGCAUCGAAUUCGAAGAUUUUCGAUUCGAAAUUGAAGAUUGGCCGAAAUACAAAGCAGAUAUGCCCAUGGGGCACGUACCGGUUUUGGAGAUCGACGGCAAGAAGUACGAUCAGUCCAGAGCCAUCUCCCGCUACCUCGCCAAGAAGUGCAACCUCUACAGUGAUGAUGAGAUUGAAGCCCUCGAGAUCGACGCCGCCAUCGACUCCCUCGAAGAUUUAAGAAAACUUGUGGCCAUGUACCGUCGGCAGGAGGACCCUUUCAUCAAGGAGAAGUUGAAGGAAAUCGUAACUGAGAAAGUGCCCUUCUACUUCAACAAGUUCGAAGAGCAAGUGAAGAAGAACGGCGGCCACUUCGUCCGCGGCAAGCUGACUUGGCCGGAUAUUGUAUAUGCCGCGCAAAUCGAUCGCAUACACGAGUUCCUGUCGCAGAAGUUGGACAAUUAUCACCCGGAAUUGAAAGAACUGGUGGGCAAGGUGUGCGCCAUUCCCAGCAUCAAAGCGUAUCUUGAAAAAUGUCCCAAGACUCCGUUCUAAAUCAAAACAAACAUCCAACAUCCACAUUGUAACAACAAUAAUCCUAUCUUGUACAUACGCAUUGUACUCGACUGCGUACUCCUUGUCACAUAUUGCUCCUCGCAAAUUACGACGGACCUUCCGUCAGAGAAGCUAACACGCUUGCUGCGGAAUAACUCGUGCCGCAAUUCCAGCGUAAAAAGUAUUAAUGUCGUUACAUGUUCGAUGCAAGAGAACAUU
Messenger RNA from Dinoponera quadriceps, 1936 nucleotides. RefSeq lists its product as uncharacterized. Bases 488 to 1717 code for a protein of 409 amino acids. The record is from RefSeq and is a predicted model, not a curated record. Gene Ontology annotation, molecular function: glutathione transferase activity. The transcript has 9 exons. NCBI's taxonomy places the organism in Eukaryota, Metazoa, Arthropoda, Insecta, Hymenoptera, Formicidae. Gene Ontology annotation, biological process: glutathione metabolic process.